AGCCACUGCUUUAAGACGAAGACAUCAUGGAUGAAUAUGAAAUCAUUAAAAAAAUUGGAGAAGGAUCUUUUGGCAAAAUAUUCUUGGCAAAAGGAAAAGUGGAUAAUGAGCAGUGUGUUAUCAAAGAGAUCGAUUUAAGUAAGCUACCUGUGAAAGAAAAGGAAGCGUCUCAAAAAGAAGUCAUUCUUCUGGCCAAGAUGAAGCAUGCAAAUAUUGUAACCUUCUAUGCUUCUUUGCAAGAAAAGAACAAGCUAUAUAUUGUGAUGGAAUACUGUGAUGGUGGAGACUUAAUGAAGCGGAUAAAUAUGCAGCAUGGAGUGCUGUUUGACGAGGACCAGAUUCUGAGUUGGUUUGUGCAGAUCUCGUUGGGCUUGAAGCAUAUUCAUGACAAGAAGAUUUUACACAGAGAUGUAAAAGCACAGAACAUUUUUCUUAGUAAUAAUGGAGAGGUAGCAAAGCUUGGGGACUUUGGCAUAGCAAGGCAGUUGAACAGUACUAUGGAGUUUGCUCAUACCUGUGUAGGGACUCCAUAUUAUCUGUCACCUGAGAUCUGUGAAAAUCAACCAUACAACAAUAAAACAGAUAUCUGGUCUCUUGGCUGUGUGCUUUAUGAACUAUGUGCACUGAAGCAUCCUUUUGAAGGCAAUAGUUUGCACCAGCUGGUGCUGAAGAUUUGCAGAGGCCGUUUUCACCCAGUGUCUCCCAACUAUUCAUAUGAUCUGAGGAUAUUAAUUUCCCAGUUGUUUAAAAUAUCUCCAAGAGAUCGACCAUCUAUCAAUUCUAUUCUAAGGAAGCCAUUCUUGCAGAAGCUCGUUCUCAGGUAUUUGCCCACAGAGGAAGAACUCAGUCGCACUGUGAUGCAUGGAAAAUGGCCUUCAGCAUCACAGUCUGGAGCUAAGCUGGUACAAGCAGAUAAACUUCAAAAAAGGAGAGUCCAGGCCCAAGUUUCUCCGGAAUCUGGAAUGGUGGUGCCUGUCAAGAAACAGGAAUUAUUUCAGAGAAAUGAAUGGAAACCUCCUUCAGGAGGGCAGCAGCCUGUUUUUCAGCCACAGUCCUCCAGAUUUAAGAUGGCAGAAGAGCCAGAGAGUAUUAGAGUAUAUGGCCAUUAUGGUCAUUACUAUGACAAGCUUGACAACUUGCAGAGCAAAGCUAAUGCACCUCAUGAGCUUUCUCAUAUCAGCCAAAGAGUUGAGGAAUAUUAUAAACUAAAAGGACAAGUUGCACCUCCACCCCCACCACCUGACUGGCCUGCAGAAUAUCUUCAAAGGCGUUUUGAAGCUCAACAGUACAAGAUUAAAGUGGAAAAACAGCUGGGACUGCGACCAUCCUCUGCUGACCUGUAUAAUGACCAGACAGAACACCAGAAAAUAAAGAAAGAGCAUCUCAAAAAUCAUCAGCAGGACAUGUCUAGAAAGAAGGAAAUGAAAGAACAGCAGUACCUGAAACAAUUGCAGAGAAUUCGAGAAGAAUACCACAGCGAUAUAAAAGAUUUCAGAUUCAGAGCAGGUGUGCUCCAGGAGAAUCAAAAAAUACAAGAUAAAACUUAUCUUGUGAGGCCAGGGAAAGCAGAGGACCAGUCUGGAACCGAGGAUACAGCUGGAACAGGAAAAGAAUCACUUCAGGACAUGGAAGAAAACUUUAAACAAGUCAGACUCCAAGAUAGGCAAGACCAAAAAAUCUUGGAAAAGAAACAUAACACAAAGGGAGGUGUAAAGUUUGAAAUUAAUUUGGAUGUAUGUGUUCCUGAGGAAGAGGGUGUGCAAGAAGCAGAGGUACCAGAUAAACUCGGUGAGACUUUAACUUUUGUGGAUGGUGGGAAUCUUAAGGAGAAAUUGGUGGAAGUUUAUGAGGAUCAUGUGAAAAGAGCUUUGGAAGAACUAUCUGCAUACCAAACAGAGUCCAAUGACAUAGAUGAUAGGAAAGAAAACAGAAAACAUUGGCAAGCUGGAGCCCCUCAGACACUACUGAAAUUCUCAGCCAAUGCUGAUCUCACAUCUGUAUAUCCUGCUAUGGCUGCAAAUGAACUUGCUGACCAUGCUGUUCUGCCUGAAGACAUCCCAAGAAACAGGAAGCAAUGGAAACGAACACCACCAGGGACAUUCCUGAACAUCUUAGUCAAAGCAGAGCUAUCUAAUGAUUCCUUCAACCAUCUUGAAGAAGAAAUAGAAAACAAGGAAGAUGAUUCAGGACCAUGCUCUGCUUUUACUGUUGAUGAAGGCAGACUUGAGCCAAGAUCAGAUGGUGAAGACACAAAUUUUGAAGAUUCUGAAGAUGAACUCAGACAUGAGCUGCAGGAAUCCCUGGAAAAAGUGGCAGCUUCUCCAGCAGAGAGAACCACGGAGCCUUCCAUUCUUUCAGUAAAUAAAGGUCAAGCAGAUGAAGAAAAGAUGCGUUUACCUCACAAACUACUUGGAGGAUCUGAUGAUGAUGAUUUAGAAAAUAACCAUGGUUCAUUUAGUGUUGACACACAUAAUGAAAAAGGCAAGCAGGAAGCAAGAGCUACCUAG
This is a messenger RNA of Nestor notabilis (Kea), 2507 nucleotides long. RefSeq names its product NIMA-related kinase 5 (gene NEK5). Gene Ontology annotation, biological process: protein phosphorylation. Bases 27 to 2507 code for a protein of 826 amino acids. The record is from RefSeq and is a predicted model, not a curated record. Gene Ontology annotation, molecular function: protein kinase activity; ATP binding. The transcript has 22 exons. NCBI's taxonomy places the organism in Eukaryota, Metazoa, Chordata, Aves, Psittaciformes, Psittacidae.